CAGAGCUGAUGCACCAGAGUCACAUGGAGUUGGAACAAGAAAGGUAAUCCAGAUCUUGCAUACGUAGCUCAGAAUUUUCUCAGUAAAUUACCCAUCAAAUGUUGCUCUGUAGAUGUUUUACAGAUGACAGGUACUAGGUGUCUGAAGAGAUGAAAACAUCGUGGAGGAAGUAAGAGAGAACUGAAACAAGCACUUAGGCAGGACUGUCAAGGACACACUACAAAGGUACAGUGACUGCUCUGUUUCUGUACCAAGAUAUUCAGACCAUGAUCCUUUCAUGAUUAAUGGGAAUCAUUCCUUAUUCUCGUAGAUAAUUCAGGCCCCAGGAAGGUGUCACUUGCUGAAUGAAUCUCCUCACGCCUCCCAACAAUGUGACUGAAUUUGUUCUCUUGGGACUCACGCAGAAUCCACACUUGCAGAAAAUACUCUUCAUUGUGUUUUUGUUCAUCUUCCUAUUUACUGUGUUGGCCAAUUUGCUCAUGGUCAUCACCAUCUCCCUCAGCCCUGCACUUUCAGCUCCCAUGUACUUCUUUCUUACUUACUUGUCCUUCAUAGAUGCCAUAUAUUCAUCUGUCACCACUCCUAAAGUGAUCAUUGACCUGCUGUAUGAGAGGGGAACCAUCUCCUGGGGUGGCUGCAUGACUCAGAUCUUUGUUGAACACCUCCUGGGAGGAUCAGAGAUCAUCAUCCUGGUUGUCAUGGCCUAUGAUCGCUAUGUGGCCAUCUGCAAGCCUCUGCACUACAUGACCAUCAUGCGACAGGGGCUCUGCCAGCUCCUGGUGGUGGUGGCCUGGCUUGGGGGGAUCCUACAUGCCACCGUGCAGAUUCUAUUCAUGGUCAACUUGCCCUUCUGUGGUCCCAAUGUCAUAGAUCACUUCAUGUGUGAUUUCUUCUCAUUGUUGAAGCUUGCCUGUAGCGACACCUACAGGCUUGGAGUGGUGGUAGCAGUGAACAGUUUCAUUCUGGUAUAA
Vicugna pacos (alpaca) is the source of this 971-nucleotide messenger RNA. RefSeq names its product olfactory receptor 4C3D-like. Lineage: Eukaryota; Metazoa; Chordata; Mammalia; Artiodactyla; Camelidae. Gene Ontology annotation, cellular component: membrane. Gene Ontology annotation, molecular function: olfactory receptor activity; G protein-coupled receptor activity. The record is from RefSeq and is a predicted model, not a curated record. Gene Ontology annotation, biological process: G protein-coupled receptor signaling pathway.